Messenger RNA from Pelagomonas calceolata, 579 nucleotides. The record is from the annotation of a GenBank genome assembly. NCBI's taxonomy places the organism in Eukaryota, Pelagophyceae, Pelagomonadales, Pelagomonadaceae.
GCCGUCCUGUCCGCCGCCGCGUUGAUCUUCUUCGACCACGCCGUCCCUCGCGUCGGGGGGGCCUCGUCACGCCGUCGACCACGCAGGCGGGAGCUGGCGCGCCGGGGCCUCGUCGCGCCGACGGUCGGGCGCUUCGAAGUCGUCGGGAACGUACCCGGCGCCGCGGACUACCUCCAGGCCUGCGGCCGCGCGCACGAAUAUUCGGACUCGAUCGAGGUGCUGGUCGCGGACGGUCGGCGCCCGGUGUCCCGUCUUCAACUUCUUGCGACGACGCGACUCGCUUUGCCUCGCGCCGACGACGACGAGCGCGCUGACAAGGCAACCGCGCGCGCAGGCGACGGGCCCGCCCGCGCCGUCGAGGUGGCGUCGCAGCUGCUCCCCCAGCUGCACGGCGUGUUCGUCUGCGUCGUCGCGCCGCGGCACCGCGUCCGCGACGCGGACCUCGCCGCGGAGCUGGCCGCCGCGCUCCGCGCGGCGCUGCCGACGACGACGCGCGUGGUCGCGCCGCGAUGCAUGUGGCUCCUCGCGAACGCGAAGCUCGAGCGGACGCUACUGUGUCGGGUAAACUUAAAAUCAUGA